AGGAACCUCCUCCUGCUCCCAGCCUCGAGCUGCAGUGCCCUGUUCCUCCCGACCUCCGAGAGGCUCUGCCGCUGCCGCUCUGUCCCGGUGUUUAUCCUGCACGGCCUGGCAAGCGGCCGCACGCUCCGGAUUACCACAGGACCCCCGCUUCCUAAAUACUUUUCUACUUUGACUAUUUCAAUUUCCACGGACAAAGGUUUUCUGGGUUUUGCGGAGAGGAGACUUGUGAAGCAUCUUGGAUAUGUGCUGGUGAUCUUUCUUGGUUUCUUUUUUUUUGGUUUGGUUUGGUUGCUUUUGUAGCUUCACCCUUUUCUCACUCGCCCCUCUCACCUUUGCCGGAGGGUCGGUGUGUUUGCAUGCGAUGGAUCACACGCUGUUCGGCUGCCUGCGGAGCCCCCACGCCCCGGCACAGGCCCUCCACCCCGCCUUCACCCAGUCGCCCCUGACUCUGCACGGCCGCUCGGACCACGUCUCCUACCCCGACCUGGCCUCCUCGUCCUCCUCCUCCUCCACCUCCUCACCGGCGCCCUGCAUCAUCUCCAGCUACCCGGUGGACGACGGCCUGUUCCCCGGGCAGCACCACCACCACCACCACCACCCCCACCCACACUCACACCGCGGCCACCUGCCCUCCCAUCAGCAUCACCACCAGCCUCAGCACCAUGCGUCCUGGCACAUCCCACAGAUGCCUUCACCUGGCGCCACCACGCGCCACAACCUGUGCCACCCACACUCCCUCUCGUCCCACGACAGCGGGCCCACCCCCCCGGACCUGGGCCACCCCGGUGGGCCCAGCAUGUGUGCCAGCACCCCCAGUCUGGGCAGUGGCAGCACCCCCACAGGGGCCUCCUGUGUGCCGGCAGACUUUGGCAGACAGACUCUGUCACCUGCUGAGGCCGAGAAGAGGAACAGCAAGAGGAAAAGUGACAGUUCAGAGUCCCAGGACGGGAAUUACAAGUCAGACGUGAGCAGCAAGCCCAGGAAGGAGAGGACGGCGUUCACCAAGGAGCAGAUCCGAGAGCUGGAGGCCGAGUUCGCCCACCACAACUACCUGACCCGGCUCCGGCGCUACGAGAUCGCCGUCAACCUCGACCUCACCGAGAGACAAGUGAAGGUGUGGUUCCAGAACAGGAGGAUGAAGUGGAAACGGGUGAAGGGCGGCCAGCAGGGGGCAGCAGCCCGAGAGAAAGAACUGGGGAACGUGAAAAAGGGAACUUUGCUGCCGUCCGAGUUCUCCGGCAUCGCCGCGCUCCACCACUCGACGGACUCCUUAGCCAAUGAGGACAGUCACGACAGCGACCAGAGCUCCGAGCACGCCCACUUGUGAUGCAGCCUCCCCCCCCUCUGACCCCUCCCCCUCUAACCCUACAAGUACAGGCCCCGCCCCCUGCCUCAGGACUGCUGUUUGCUGAUCGGCCAUCGUCAUACAACGAUGCUAAACAAGUGUACCGGUGGACAAAUGGAUGACAUGUGGCAUCGUGCAGGCUAGAUGUAUAUUUCAAGAGCUGAGCACGUCAAAGCAAGAUGGUGAAAUAUAAAAAAAACACAUUGGUUAUAAGUUUCCUUGAUAAGAAAUAUAAAAAAACAUGAUUUACUAUACGGGACUUUUUGGAAAACGUAUAUUUAGUCAAACUGUUGUAAACAUUCCAUGUUGCGUGCUGUCAGAGGGGCAGGCUGCACCUCCAUCAGUUCCUACUGUGUAAAAAUGUAAAGUACCAUGUGAUUGAUCAAAUCAAGUAGCGGGAGAUGAAAUUUGCCGAGCUAAUAUAAGUGAUCUGUAAAUACUUCUCAGUAUUGUCUUAUAGCCACGCAGGAAGAAACACUGACGCUUCUCUAGUCGACACGUUUCUACCUGGUGAGGACCUUUUUGUAAACAAAACCUGAAAACCUGAAAAACUUAUCAAACCUUUUCAGUGACAGCUGCAAAUUGAAUAAAAUUUAACCAGUGGAAAAUGGAAUAUUUCUUAUGAGUUUCCUUGCGUGUGCACAUCCGUGGGAAGCCGGGCUGAUGGACGUGUGUGAAAUGAAUUAAACAUCACGGCAGAAAGCCGGUGAUGGCGUCGCGUGUUAAAAUUCACCUUUGCCUCGGGGUAAGGUCACGACUCCUGCCAAGACUCGGGGAGCGAACCCGCAAAAGGAUCGUGUUCCAUUACAGAAUCCAGUGGAAGAUAAUUUCACCAGUGGAUCUCGUCUUUCACCACUUUGUGAUUGUGCGGCUUGUCUUUUUUCAUCGUUCUUUCCCCUGAAGCAAAUCCGUGGGAUGAAUGUGAUCCUUUCUUUUUCUACGUUGCAACUGUUAAAGUAUUCACAAGUGUUGAGGACACUCAGCUCUCACACUGGUUCCUGAAACACCACAGAUUAUAAACUAUAUGUUGUUAAACGCUCAUUUUCAAAUAGUAAAUCUGGCCUGAAACUGUUAAUUUGUGCGUUUUAAUUGACCUUUUUUAAAUGUCUCAUGAUUGUAUGGUCACUUAAUUGCCUGAUCAUGAGGCAUCAUCCUCUGAUGGAAAGUCACAGUCUUAUGACCGUUACCAUCGAAGCACAAAACUAAGAUUAAGUCAGGUUUUGACCUUUCAGGAUGUACGGUGGCCCUUAAAGCUCAAUUUAAGAAACCCGUGGAAAUACGCUUAAAUUCUUCUGCUCCAUUUUCAUCUCACCACGAGAUAAACAUGAGCAGUGGAGAUUGACAUCUAAAUAUUGUUGGGAAAAAAAUCAUACACAGGUUGGAUUCGAGUGUACACACUUCUGGGUUCUAUAAAUAUAAAACAAUUUAAUAAUUUCCUUUCAAAUCAAAAGAUUAUAACAAAUACCUUGGAUUUUCAUCAUAUUCUCUGUAAAAACCCUCAAGUUGUGUCUCCUCUUGGUUUGGAUAGGGAGGUUUGUGAGAAGAGGUUGUAACAUUAAUAAAAGUUCAUAUUUUGUUCA
Messenger RNA from Platichthys flesus (European flounder), 2925 nucleotides. It is a transcript of the gene meox2a, whose product is annotated as mesenchyme homeobox 2a. Gene Ontology annotation, molecular function: DNA-binding transcription factor activity, RNA polymerase II-specific; RNA polymerase II cis-regulatory region sequence-specific DNA binding. Gene Ontology annotation, biological process: positive regulation of transcription by RNA polymerase II. NCBI's taxonomy places the organism in Eukaryota, Metazoa, Chordata, Actinopteri, Pleuronectiformes, Pleuronectidae. Gene Ontology annotation, cellular component: nucleus. The coding region runs from base 362 to 1327 and encodes 321 amino acids. The record is from RefSeq and is a predicted model, not a curated record. The transcript is spliced from 3 exons.